AUGGUGGAGCGCAAUAUCUUUAUGGGGUAUCGUGUGGGUGAGCUUGCACAAGUGUCGGUGUCGCAUCUUCAGUUUGCUGAUGAUACGUUGCUGAUGGGGACUAAGAGUUGGGCGAACGUCCGGGCUCUGCGGGCUGUCCUUGUGUUGUUCGAGUCUUUGUCUGGUUUGCGAGUGAAUUUUCACAAAAGCAUGCUGCUCCCUCAGGAUCAUGUUUCAGAUAGGUGGCAGUGGCGGGCUGACCUGGAUGAUGGUUACACGGUUCGUAGUGCUUAUCACCUUCUGACGACUCAGGAUGCCGUUACUUUGGAUGCUGCGUCAGGUCUUAUAUGGCAUCGUCAGGUUCCUUUGAAGGUUUCCAUUUGUGCCUGGCGACUAUUACGGGACAGGUUACCUACCAAAGCAAACCUGGUUACUCGAGGGAUUUUAUCUACGGAGGCUCACCUUUGUACUUAUGGUUGCGGAGAGGUUGAGUCGGCUCAGCACUUGUUCCUCUCUUGCAGCUUCUUUGGCUCCCUUUGGUCUCUUGUCAGCUCCUGGAUUGGCUCUUCUGUGGUGACUGCUCAGACUCUUUCAGAUCACUUUGUUUAG
Molecule: messenger RNA, 588 nt
Organism: Trifolium pratense (red clover)
Lineage: Eukaryota; Viridiplantae; Streptophyta; Magnoliopsida; Fabales; Fabaceae
Exons: 2
Coding region: 1-588 (195 amino acids)
Source: RefSeq, a predicted model, not a curated record